AUGGCAGGCAACGAAGACGUCCCAGAUGGGACGUUCUACGCAAACGUGAUCGACCUCGACAACAACAACAGCACUGUCGGCCGCUGCGUCAGCUCGUACUCGGACAAAACGGAUUGCGCCUCGUGGGGCUCUACAGAAGCCGAGACUUAUAUCCACUGCUACACAGACGCACUUUCGAGCCCGAAGCCUGCGGUUCCUAGUGCCACUGGGCCCUUCGCUACACACACGUUCGAUAAUCCGACCCUUACGCCUACGCCUGCCGGGCGUCGCCGUAUUAAGCGGGUCUUCUAA
Molecule: messenger RNA, 291 nt
Organism: Penicillium lagena
Lineage: Eukaryota; Fungi; Ascomycota; Eurotiomycetes; Eurotiales; Aspergillaceae
Exons: 1
Coding region: 1-291 (96 amino acids)
Source: RefSeq, a predicted model, not a curated record